UUCCCUUUGGGCCUUCGAACUUCGCUGAAGGGCUGGUGGGGAUGAAUAUCUUUGGAUUCGUCUUUUAAAUUUAUUCUAACGUCGCUGGCUUAUCUCGAGUCAGUAUACUCGCAUCUCUGGAUCAGGCCAGUAAUAGUCCUGUCAACUAAUAACUUUAUGACUCCACGUGAGCAAGUGUUUACAUAAAUUUAACAACAAAUAUUAAUUAUUUACACAUCGAUAUGCACGCAGAUAAAUAUUUUGAUCAUACAUUAGACAUCAAUCGGUUGUCAAUUAUCGAAAAUACCCAGGAAUUUGAACGUAACUUUGAAAUUGAUCAAAAUACACCGACGAUUGUUGACGGAAGAUUUUCUUGGAACAUGUCUUCGCCUCUGUCAACCUCGAGUCCAAGUGCCAAUGAUUGGGACCAUUUGUCAUCGACGACAAUAUUUGAAUAUCCACCUAGUAAUCGCGCCACUGCAUUAACUAUUGGAAUAAAUUCACCCGGUAGCACUGGAAGUGAAGUAAAUACUCCGACAUCCUGGACCGGGGGAUUUCCAGGAAGUGAUUACGGUGAGCAAUCCAAUGAUGAGACAAAUGACAACACUUGGGCAAGCCAACGAUUGCCGCCUGUCAGCACAGCGUUUUCAUUCUCACGUAAUUUUUCAAAUGGUAACAAUUUUUUUGAUGAACAUGAUCAGAUUCAGUACCAAGAUUUAAACGACUGUCAUGAGUAUCAAGACAGCAUGUAUGCUGAAGAAUUGCGUCUUGAAUUACCGAGCAUGCCCAUUGAAUCGGUAUCUUAUCUAGAAGACUCACAGGAUUUUAGUUGUCUUCAGGCUGUUGAUGAAUUUGACCUGAGUCUUAUUCGCGGAGAUCCAACGACACUUUUACCAAAUGACACUUCAGCUGGAGCUUUAUCGUCUUUUACAAAUGAUCGUAUUGAUAAUUCUGUUGCUACUUCGACAUUUGAUCGAUACCCUAUUGGUCACUUGAUGAAUAAUCAGAGUUUAAAUAAUAAUUUUAUGGGUUUUAAACCUCAGCAGGAACAAAAUAAUCAGGUUGUUGUCACACAGAAUGAAGGACUGAUGCUGGACAAACGCAACACUCAGACCAAAGGAAAUAAAAUUCAUAAAUGUCUUUGGAUUAAUUGCGGGUGUGUGUUUGAUAAUCUCGAUGGCUUGGUAAGGCAUAUAGUGAAACUUCAUAUUGAGUCUUCUGCUAAUAACGGCCACGGCGGAAGGAGAUCCCACAAAGAUAAAGAUAAAGAAGCGGGGUCAAAUUCUUCGAGCGAUGAAUUCGCAUGCAUGUGGCAGGAUUGUCCGAGAAUGCGCCCUUUUAACGCGAGAUAUAAACUACUCAUUCACAUGAGAGUCCACAGUGGGGAAAAACCCAACAAAUGUCCGUUCGCAGGAUGCAAGAAAGCUUUUUCCCGGCUGGAGAACCUUAAAAUUCAUCAGAGAUCCCACACUGGGGAACGGCCGUAUGCGUGUCCGCAUCGCGGAUGCACCAAAGCUUUUAGCAACAGCAGUGAUCGUGCUAAACAUCAGCGAACUCACUUUGAUACGAAACCUUACGCCUGCCAAGUAACUGGCUGCGGUAAAAGAUACACAGAUCCAUCAAGUCUUCGUAAGCAUGUGAAGAAUCAUACAGAGAUACCUGGGUCAGUAAAUAAUUCACAAUCACUGAGAAAUGUACCGAGCAAUCCGUCUAAAGUAAAUUGUCAAGAUGAGAUGAGUAUUGGUAGUAAGUGGUCUGGUCUUGAUGUCAUUGAUGAUGAACCAGAGUUCGUUCCUUUUGAAACCGUAGGAAGACUACUUGGAGAUGAAGAAAAUUGCAUUGCUCUAGAUAGUAUAGCUUACGAUAACGGUAUCGCUGAAUGUCAAGAUUUGAAUCCAGAAAUUGAGCAACAGUUUUUAGAUCUCAGUAACUUUGAUGAAACUGAAUUUAUUGACGGAUAAUAAUCAUUGAUUAAUUAUCAAGUAUUUUUAAUGACCUCAUA
Microplitis demolitor is the source of this 1981-nucleotide messenger RNA. RefSeq names its product zinc finger and SCAN domain-containing protein 2. Gene Ontology annotation, cellular component: nucleus. Gene Ontology annotation, biological process: regulation of transcription by RNA polymerase II. Lineage: Eukaryota; Metazoa; Arthropoda; Insecta; Hymenoptera; Braconidae. Bases 222 to 1940 code for a protein of 572 amino acids. The record is from RefSeq and is a predicted model, not a curated record. The transcript is spliced from 5 exons. Gene Ontology annotation, molecular function: RNA polymerase II cis-regulatory region sequence-specific DNA binding; DNA-binding transcription factor activity, RNA polymerase II-specific.